This is a messenger RNA of Fusarium poae, 861 nucleotides long. RefSeq lists its product as uncharacterized. Lineage: Eukaryota; Fungi; Ascomycota; Sordariomycetes; Hypocreales; Nectriaceae. The record is from RefSeq and is a predicted model, not a curated record. The transcript has 2 exons. Bases 1 to 861 code for a protein of 286 amino acids.
AUGUCUUUCAAGACCGUCGCAACCGUUGCGAGUGCUUUCGCCUCCGCCGUCCUCGCCCACGGCACUGUCACCGGCAUCAAGGUCGACGGUGUCUACCAACCGGGUUACAGUAUCGACUCGUACUACGCCGCCCAAAACGGCCAGGAAAUUCCCAACAUCGCUGCUUGGUCCGCCGAAAACCUCGACAACGGCUUCGUUACCCCUGCUGAUUUCGGUACCUCGGACAUUGCCUGCCACAUCAAGGCUACUCCCGGCCACAGCUCUGUGUCCGUCAAAGCCGGCGGUUCCUGUGCUGGAAAGUGCACCGAGGCUGACCCUGCUACUUUGAAGUGGGUCAAGAUUGAUGCUGCUGGUCUUGAUGGAACUUGGGCUGCUGCGGAUCUCAUCAAGAACAACAACACCUGGACUACUACUGUCCCUGAGACCCUGGCCGCUGGAAGCUACGUCUUCCGCCACGAGAUCAUCGCUCUUCAUGGCGCUGGAUCCAAGAACGGAGCUCAGAACUACCCUCAGUGCUUCAACAUUGACAUCACUGGUAAUGGUACCGACAGCCCAGAGGGUACUUUGACAACUGAACUCUACACCAAUUCUGAGCCUGGUAUUCUCUUUGACCCUUACAAGGGUGCCACCAAGUACGAGAUUCCUGGACCCGCGAUGUACAGCUCCGGCUCAACAAAGCCCAUCAUUCCUAGUGUCCCAUCCAACAACACCCUGCCCACUUCCACUCCUGCGCCUACACCCGUAGCCCCUACCAGCUUGGUCACUUCGAUAGCUACCCCUACCGCCCAGGCUUCCUCCGUUGCUACUAAGCCUGCUGGUUGUGGCGCCAAGAAGGCGCGUCGUCACGCUCGCCACUUUUAA